Molecule: messenger RNA, 1596 nt
Organism: Carassius gibelio (silver crucian carp)
Lineage: Eukaryota; Metazoa; Chordata; Actinopteri; Cypriniformes; Cyprinidae
Product: calcium-binding protein 2-like
Exons: 6
Coding region: 619-1278 (219 amino acids)
Molecular function (GO): calcium ion binding
Source: RefSeq, a predicted model, not a curated record
CAAUCUGUAAGGAAAGUGAGUAGAGAGGGAGAUACGUGGAGAUUGAUUAUAUGAGAUGUAAAGAUGGCAAGAAUAGUUAAAAGUAUGCUUGUUCUAUAAAACGUUAGUGUUAUUUGUGAUUUGCUUUGUUGGGAUAGUUAUAAGAGAGGGUCCGAGAUGAGAAAGAAUGCAAAGGUUUGUAGAUACAUUUGUUAGGUUAGUUUUAGUAACUAAACAAUGUGGACUUUAAGUAGCUUAAUAUGGAAGCAGGUGAGUGUUGUAUUGUCUGUCCACUCGAUAAAUUAAUUAUAUAAAAAGGGCAGAAGAGGAGAGGUGUGAAACCUCUUCACUGAGGACUAAAGCAUGGGAAACUGCACCAAGCCAUCCAUGAAAAACAAAAUUAACAAGGUAAGAGAAAUAUAUUCAAAAGUCAGGGCCUAUGUAUUGGUGGACUGAGUGUUAAUUGUAAUAUUGAAAUGAGUUUGACAGGAAUCAUACUUUAAAGCUUAAUAACUUGUAGAUAUAUUGUAAAGACAGUAUAAUCAGUAUUUCAAUAAUAUUAUAUUAUUAUUACACUUCAGUAGGACAUGUCAAACAAAUUGACUAAACUGUGCUUAAUUAGAUUAUGUCUCAAGUAAAAUGUGGCCCCACCCUAAGGGUGUGGCUGAGGGUAAAGGGGCUGGGCCAAAGGCACCAGAGCCCCGCCCACCCGGAGAAGCAGACGGAGAAAAUGAAGUAACUUCUGAGUUUAAGGGGCCCCUGAAUGCACUAGUCCAAAACUGCACCAUGCUACAUAACAUCGUUGGACCAGCAUGCAUCUUCCUAAGACAGGGCUUCGCAAAGUCACAGCUCGACAGGGAGCUGAGGCCAGAGGAGAUAGAAGAACUAAGAGAAGCCUUUAAGGAGUUUGAUAGGAACAAAGGUUACAUCAACUGCCGGGACCUGGGCGAAUGCAUGCGGACGAUGGGAUACAUGCCGACAGAGAUGGAACUCAUUGAACUGAGUCAACAAAUAAGUGGGGGUAAAAUUGACUUUGAGGACUUUGUGGAGCUCAUGGGGCCCAAAAUGCUGGCAGAGACAGCAGACAUGAUCGGAGUCAAGGAGCUCAGAGAUGCCUUUAAAGAGUUUGACUCCAAUGGUGAUGGGCAAAUCAGCGUCACAGAACUGAGAGAAGCCAUGAAAAAGCUAAUGGGGGAGCAGCUGAAUCCCAGGGAUAUUGACGAUAUACUUCGUGAUGCCGACCUCAAUGGGGACGGACUUGUUGAUUUUGAAGAGUUUGUGAGGAUGAUGUCACGCUGACAGAAAGACUUUAUUUUCAUCACGAGACUCUAAGAGGGUCACAUGGUGCAGCUAUCUGAAUGUUUUCGAUAUGACUCAAGAGAUACCAGUUGUAAAAAUUACUUUUAAUUUUAUUUAUGAUGUAAGCUUUAUUAAGAGCUGUUUCUCCUUUUAAUAAAGUAAUGCCGUAAAUGUACUAUUUAAUUGGUAUUUUCAAAGAUAUAUUUGUCUGGUUAUGAGUGAACUGAAUUUGUAUAGUUUUUUUUUUUUUUUUUUUUUUUUAUAAAAUCAUUUGAUUACAGUGAUUUAUUAAUUACCUGUUUGUGUCUCUUCUUAUCA